Triplophysa rosa is the source of this 2264-nucleotide messenger RNA. RefSeq names its product zinc finger, AN1-type domain 3 (gene zfand3). The record is from RefSeq and is a predicted model, not a curated record. The transcript has 6 exons. Lineage: Eukaryota; Metazoa; Chordata; Actinopteri; Cypriniformes; Nemacheilidae. Bases 270 to 944 code for a protein of 224 amino acids. Gene Ontology annotation, molecular function: zinc ion binding; DNA binding.
CGCCAGCUGAUCGGCCUUGACUCCCGGUGCGGUCCGUCGGACUGUACGCGGCCGUUAAAUUAUUGUAUAUUGUUUAAAUUAAGUCAAAUUCAUUUUGGUGGCCGCUCGUGUCGGCAUUUUGUACUUUUACGCUGCAUUUUUCGGUGUGGGAUUGCGUUGUAACCCGUUUUUUAGACAAACGUCAAGCCGAGGAAUUCCCACACAAGCAGUAGGCCGUAAGCGAAUCCCUGGUGUUUCCUGCAGCAGCCCGCCGCUUUUGCAUCGUCGCCAUGGGGGACACAGGGAGCGAGCGCAGCAAGCCGCCCAGUAUACCUCCCCGCUGCCCUUGCGGAUUUUGGGGGUCCAGCAAAACCAUGAACCUCUGUUCCAAAUGCUUUGCUGACAUACAGAAGAAACAGCCAGACGAGGACUGCACUCCAGAGCCCGCCCCCAGCUCCAGCAAUAGCCAAUCAGCAGUCUUCUGUAAUGAGUCGAGCAGCAGCAGUAGCCAAACCCUGUCCUCCAAGCCAGCCAGCUCGGAGGAGCCUUCAUCAGAAGCCACGCCUCUUCCUGCACAGGAUGAAGUCUCCAGUACAGACACAGCUCGCGGCACCCUAUCCACUCCUACAAAACGACCCUGUGACUCAGGUUCAGAGAGCGAGUCGUCCCCAGAGAAGCGUGUUCGGCUGGGAGAGGCCUCAUGUUCUGAAGGUUCUCCACGAGUGCCCAAGCAGAAGAACCGUCGGCGGUGCCACAGCUGCCAAACCAAACUGGAGCUCGUACAGCAGGAGCUGGGGUCCUGUCGUUGUGGUUAUGUGUUCUGCAUGUUGCACCGGUUGCCGGAGCAACACGACUGCAUGUUUGACCAUCUGGGGCGUGGCCGAGAGGAGGCCGUGAUGAAGAUGGUUAAACUGGACCGCAAGGUGGGCCGAACCUGCCAGCGCAUCGGAGAAGAGUGCUCUUGAACGCCCCCCAGUCCCUUCUCACACACACACACACACACACACACGCACACACGCACACACACACACACGCACACACACUGUAGUCCACUUAUCUGACACGCACACAAUCACCCACUAGUGGCAUCUUUAUUUCUCCAGUACAUCUCAGUGGACCCCACACCCUUGCUUGACCUCUGACCUGUGUCCCGUUCAGUAGCCUCGGGCUCAUCACACACACAGAGCCUUAAUUUUCUGAUAUCUGCCUCCACCCCCCAGUGCAAAUACAGGUCAGCAGGUCACACGAACUACCCUCAAGGUCACGGCGGAAAGGACGCAACCUCUUCCCCACUCCCAAACCGUCUGUACUUUGGAGAACUGCUCUUUCUCAAAUGCUGCGAUCGACUCCAUGGGAAACAUGCCGAUCGAUCCAGACCUCUGGGAAUUUCUGUUCCACCGCUGGAAGUCUCCUGCAUCACGUGGACGUUUUUUUUUUUUUUGAGGGAGGAGGGGCAACCUGGAUCACCCAAGUCACUCUGCCCCUUUGCUUUUCUGCGUACGCGGCGGCUCUGCUGCGGCUCAGAGAGAGAUUUCCCGUUUUACGCUCACACACUCGCUCAUAUGCACUUUCAGCCGCGUUCUCGACGCUCGGUCCGACACGAGGACUGAAGCAAAAUCAAACGGUACCCUUUGGAUGUGGUUCAGCUGGGAAAGGGCCGCCCACAGCUCGUCUGGGAACUGUAGUUCGUUCAGGUCUGAAUAAACACACUCUGUAACCUCGUGAAACUCCCAUCAGCCCUCGCAAAAUACUCUCUGCCUGUUUUAAAGCAGCUGAAAGGUUUUCUGCCAUUGUUCUUGCUUUCUCCCGUGUCAUUUUUGCCCUCCCGACAGUUUCUCGAUAGUCUCUAGCCUGCUCAUGCUAACCGUCCUUUCUGCAUUCUCUUAAUUCUCUCUUUCUCUUUUUCUCUCCUCCCUGCUGUCCGUGGCAUUGAGGAGGAGUGUGUUCACCGGUGGUGGGAGCGAGGAAGUCAGAGUCUCAAUUUACCGGCGCUUUUAUUAUCAUUUUGUUUUUUUACUGGUUUUGACUGGUUUUCUGUUGAGAUGUUUAGAAGGACAGAACUGAAGAAAAGAGAUGAAUAUUGUGUAUCUUAAGAAAAAUCCUUAUUUAACCUCCUUUGUGUUUCUGGUUAACUCACUCUAGCAUAGAGCUGCAUUACUUUGCCCUUUUUAGGUUAACAUAAAAACAUACAAAAAUAUGGAUAAGAUUAAAGAUUCUGUAGCCUUUUUUCUUUGUUUUCUUUUCCUUUCCUCUUUUGCUGAUAAAGAAUAAACUGGAUUAGAGGA